Leptopilina heterotoma is the source of this 2812-nucleotide messenger RNA. Its product is annotated as homeobox protein Nkx-6.2-like. Gene Ontology annotation, cellular component: nucleus. The coding region runs from base 382 to 1566 and encodes 394 amino acids. The transcript is spliced from 4 exons. The record is from RefSeq and is a predicted model, not a curated record. Gene Ontology annotation, biological process: cell differentiation; regulation of transcription by RNA polymerase II. Gene Ontology annotation, molecular function: DNA-binding transcription factor activity, RNA polymerase II-specific; RNA polymerase II cis-regulatory region sequence-specific DNA binding. Lineage: Eukaryota; Metazoa; Arthropoda; Insecta; Hymenoptera; Figitidae.
UCAGCCAGGCAUGAUCCAAAGCAUGAAGCGGGAAGUCGAUUCCACCACUAGAAGAGAGCAGACACUCUCCCCGGUUUCGUUCGUGCGGCGUAUUAAACUCACUGUCAGCCGAAACCCAUCGACGAAAUUUCAUUUCUUUUCCGAAUCCUUCUCGUGUGUUAAUUGCGGUUAAUUGUGAUGAAAUGAGUGUGCUCCGCGCGUCAUAGUUGACUGUAGUGUUUGCUGUCGCAUGGAUAAGGUUGCGUAUUUUUAUAUGUGUCAAAUGUGAUGAUCAGGUGAAGAAAAGACACUUUGGGUGAAAGAAGAAAACUGUGAAUGUGACUCGUAGUUGCAAACUAAGUGAGCUUAAAUGUGAUAGAUUCAAAUUAUGAGUGGUGCGAAAUGGUGUGCUCCCUGACUAUCGAUAAUAGCUUCUGUAAGAGAGGCGAAGUGGAUUUGCAUUUAGCAUACGGUGCUGUGGUUAUCGACGACAGCAUCAACAUAAUGUCGUCAUUGAGUGAUGCCCACAGGCGAAACAGUAGUCACAUGGACGGGGACAGAAGCUCCUCGGCAGGCUCUUCCUUGGGAUCGUGUUCGCCACCGCCUCCCUCGAGUCACUCCCCACCUCCGUCGAGACCUCCUUGGUUACACGACUUCCAUGCAGCGGCGUCACCCCAUGUUCUUCAGUUUUUAAAUCUCAGUGCCGCCGGGGGUGGCAUGUUGAACAAUCAACCCCUGGCGGCCCUGCAUUCAAUGGCGGAAAGGAGCCACCACCAGCAGCAGCACGCUGGGAUCCAAAUUACUGGUGUUUCCGGACAGUCCCAGGACCAAACGUCCCCAACCGAAAGCGGGAAACACAGUCCCGCCAAUUCCAUUACGUCCGUCGGCAGCAAUCCACAUGGCAUCGACACUAUUCUCUCGAGGCCCACUGCCACUCACUCGCAAAACUCUGUCCCAACUCCCCAAGGACUAUCGACAACACCUCAUCCUCCACAUCUCGCUGCACCUCGUUAUGCAAUGCACACUGGAUUUACAACUUCUACAGGAAUUAGUCAAUUUCAACAACGUGCAGAGCAGCGACAUCCGUCUGUUUACUGGCCUGGGUUACAAGGACUGGUCAGCGACCCACUGGCGUGGAGGGCUAGAUUGCAUUCUUUGUCCCAACAGCUAGGUUGUCAACAAACAAUGACGGGGACAGGUGGAGGCGGUGCUGGAGAGCAUGAGGGUGGGAAGAAAAAACACACGAGGCCAACGUUUAGCGGGCAGCAAAUCUUUGCCCUUGAGAAAACUUUCGAGCAAACAAAAUAUCUCGCAGGUCCUGAACGAGCUAAACUCGCAUACGCCUUAGGCAUGUCUGAAUCUCAAGUUAAGGUCUGGUUCCAAAACAGAAGGACAAAGUGGCGCAAGAAGCACGCAGCGGAAAUGGCGACGGCCAAGAGACGACAAGAAGAGGUGGAAGGUGUCGUGGCUGAUGCCGAAGACGCAUGUAGUGACAGUGAAGCUAUGGGAAAUAACAAUGGAAACGGAAACAGCGACACUGCAGCGAAAAGACUCCGUAGGGAACUCGAACAGCAAUAUGGUCCAUGAAUGGGAAGAAACGAUUAGACUUUCCAGCUUGAAGAAAGGCGUGUCCACGGAGAAUGGGGCGGUGCAGAAGUAGCGGAGAAUUCUCCAGCUCCAGUGAGUUCCCCUACUUUUCUUCAACCCUCCGAUUCCACUUCCACAUUCCCUCUUUGAAACCCAGCUAUGUCCUUGUGCCGUACUUCCCAUACAGAAGACUUGAUAUGAUCAUCUGAUUUGAGCUUCCUCUUUUAUUCACAUUUAGAAUGGAAACAAAUGACGGUUUUCUUAUCCGUUAUCGGAUUGUUCAAGGUAGAAUCCUGAUAAAAGCAAAGAAUGAUUCGACAGGUCCACAGGCCGCAUGAUAAUCGCAAAUCCAUGCAAUAAAGAAGAAAUCAACAGGUUUUAUAUAUUAUUUGGAGAAUUAACAAUUGUAAUAUAUAGCGACAUCAUCAGUGUACAUGUAACAAUCAAUAAUGCACAACUUAUACAACUAUGCCCGAAUUCCCCAAUUUUCGUUCCAUUCUUCUCGAAAUGUAAAAUAAAAUUAUACUGUUAAAUACUCCAGAAGCAAAUAUUGCAAUACAUGUAUUGGAAGUAAUUUUGUAAAACGUAAAGUAAACGGUACAUCAUAAUAGGAAGUUGCACGAUGUCGAGGUCAGUUUCAUCUCGAUUUUUAGAGAGACAAUGUUACCAAAAUUUUAUGUACCACACACCUCUCAACGAACAUUUCGUUGCGGAUUUACUCUAAGUUUCGUGUAAUUAAAACUAUUUCUUUGCAAUCUAGACGGUACAUCCAAAUAAAGACAAUUUUUUAGUGUCCACUUACAAAGUGUGUAAAGAUUUUAUUCUGUCCUUAUUGGUCAAAAAUUGUACUUAUCCUUUAAAUCAUUAAAUUUAUCCUUGUUUUAAUUUACUUAAAAAUUAUUUUCUGUUACAACACAAUUUCUAACCAAUAAACACAGAAUGAAUAAAACUUAUUCACAUUUUUAUUCCAAUUACUGAUCGACAUCUUUAUAAAAUAUGUUUAUAAUAUUUUGUAAUUAAAAAAAAAUGUCAAAGUGUUGGUCAGUUUACUUUUGUAAUUAUGAAAUGCGAUGUUUUCUUCUACCGAUCUUUAAUAAAAUUUGUUUUAUACAACACCUUUCGCCUUUUAAAGAAGAGCCUUAUCAGAGUAAUAUAAAAAAUUGUUAACACUUUGAAAAAAUAAUACAUAUGUUGAGGAAUCAUGAACUAAAUCAGCUGCACUCCUAAUCCUCACAGUGCAAUAAAA